Molecule: messenger RNA, 5635 nt
Organism: Fragaria vesca subsp. vesca
Lineage: Eukaryota; Viridiplantae; Streptophyta; Magnoliopsida; Rosales; Rosaceae
Product: brefeldin A-inhibited guanine nucleotide-exchange protein 2-like
Exons: 11
Coding region: 1-5322 (1773 amino acids)
Biological process (GO): regulation of ARF protein signal transduction
Cellular component (GO): trans-Golgi network
Molecular function (GO): guanyl-nucleotide exchange factor activity
Source: RefSeq, a predicted model, not a curated record
AUGGCUUCUUCGGAAGCCGAUUCCCGUCUCCGACAGGUCGUUUCUCCAGCCCUAGAGAAGAUCAUCAAGAACGCCUCCUGGCGCAAGCACGCCAAGCUCGCCAGCGAAUGCAAGGCCGUCAUCGACCGCCUCUCCAACCCUGACAAGGCCUCCCACCCCGCCAGCCCAAAUUCCGAGCCCGAAGCCUCCGAGCCCGGCCCUCUCCACGACGGCGGUUCCGAUGAGUACUCCCUCGCCGACGCGGAGUCGAUUCUCAGCCCUAUCAUCAACGCCGCCGCGUCCGGUGUGCUGAAGAUCGCCGAUCCCGCCGUGGAUUGCAUCCAGAAGCUAAUCGCGCACGGAUACCUGCGCGGCGAGGCCGACACUUCCGGUGGCGCCGAGGCCAAGUUGCUGACGAAGCUGAUCGAGUCGGUUUGUAAAUGCCAUGAUUUGGGAGACGAUCAGAUGGAGCUGCUGGUGCUGAAGACGCUGCUGUCAGCAGUGACAUCGAUUUCGCUGCGGAUUCACGGCGACUGCUUGCUUCAGAUAGUUAGGACUUGCUAUGAUAUCUAUUUGGGGAGUAAGAAUAUAGUGAAUCAGACGACGGCGAAGGCGUCUCUGAUCCAGAUGCUGGUGAUUGUGUUCCGGCGAAUGGAGGCUGACUCUUCGACGGUGCCGAUUAAUCCCAUAGUGGUGGCGGAGUUGAUGGAUCCCGUUGAGAAAUCUGACGCUGACGCGUCCAUGACUAUGUUUGUGCAAGGGUUUAUUACCAAGAUUAUGUCAGACAUUGAUGGGGUGUUGAAUCCCACGACGCCUACUAAGCUUUCCAAGCAUGAUGGGGCGUUUGAGACCACCACGGUGGAGACCACGAAUCCGGCGGAUUUGCUGGACUCCACUGAUAAGGAUAUGUUGGAUGCCAAGUACUGGGAAAUUAGUAUGUAUAAGACGGCAUUGGAAGGCCGAAAGGGAGAGCUGGCGGAUGGGGAAAUGGAGAGGGAUGAAGAUUUGGAGGUUCAGAUUGGUAAUAAGUUGCGGAGAGAUGCUUUUUUGGUGUUUAGAGCUCUUUGUAAGCUGUCUAUGAAGACUCCUCCUAAGGAGGCAUUGGCGGAUCCAGAGUUGAUGAAGGGAAAAAUUGUGGCUUUGGAGCUUUUGAAGAUUUUGUUGGAGAAUGCCGGGGCUGUUUUUAGGACCAGCGACAGGUUUUUAGGUGCAAUUAAGCAAUACUUAUGUCUGUCAUUGCUAAAGAACAGUGCGUCAACUCUUAUGAUAGUUUUUCAGCUAUCUUGUUCCAUCUUCAUUAGUCUGGUGUCAAGAUUUAGAGCUGGAUUGAAAGCAGAGAUUGGAGUAUUUUUUCCUAUGAUUGUUCUCAGAGUUUUAGAGAAUGUUGCACAACCUAAUUUUCAGCAGAAGAUGAUAGUGCUUCGGUUUCUUGAGAAGCUCUGUGUUGAUUCUCAGAUCUUGGUAGACAUAUUUAUCAACUAUGAUUGUGAUGUCAAUUCAUCAAACAUAUUUGAAAGGAUGGUAAAUGGCCUUCUUAAAACUGCCCAAGGUGUCCCUCCUGGUGUUGUCACCACGUUAUUACCUCCUCAAGAGGCUACUAUGAAACUUGAAGCCUUGAGGUGUUUAGUUGGUAUUCUGAGGUCAAUAGGGGACUGGAUGAACAAACAAUUGCGCAUUCCAGAUCCUCAUUCUAUCAAUAAAUCUGAGGUGAACGAGAAUGGUUCUGAACCAGGAGCUCUACCCAUGGCAAACGGGAAUGGCGAGGAGCCUGUUGAAGGAUCAGAUUCUCAAUCUGAAGCUUCCAGUGAAGCCUCUGAUGCUUUGACAAUUGAGCAACGCCGAGCUUACAAGCUGGAACUUCAGGAAGGUAUAUCUCUUUUCAAUCGGAAACCGAAGAAAGGAAUCGAGUUUCUUAUCAAUGCAAAUAAGGUGGGUGAUUCACCCGAGGAGAUAGCUACUUUUCUAAAAAAUGCAUCUGGUUUGAACAAGACUAUGAUUGGGGAUUAUCUUGGAGAAAGAGAAGACUUAUCGCUAAAAGUAAUGCAUGCUUAUGUGGAAUCCUUUGAUUUUCAAAACUUGGAGUUUGAUGAGGCAAUCAGGUCCUUUCUUCAAGGCUUUAGGUUGCCUGGUGAGGCACAGAAGAUCGACCGAAUAAUGGAAAAGUUCGCUGAGCGCUAUUGCAAGUGCAAUCCAAAGGCUUUUACUAGUGCUGAUACUGCCUAUGUGCUUGCUUACUCCGUGAUAUUGCUCAAUACUGAUGCUCAUAAUCCUAUGGUGAAGAGCAAGAUGUCAGCCGACGAUUUUAUAAGAAACAAUCGUGGCAUAGAUGAUGGAAAAGACCUAUCUGAGGAGUACUUGAGGUCAUUAUAUGAACGGAUAUCAAAGAAGGAGAUAAAAAUGAAAGAUUAUGAUUUGGCUCCUCAGCAGAUACAAUCUGUGAACCCAAACCGUCUUUUGGGGUUGGAUAGUAUCUUGAAUAUUGUGAUCCGUAAACGGGGGGACAGUCAAUUGGAGACCAGUGACGAUCUUAUCAAGCACAUGCAAGAACAAUUCAAAGAAAAAGCUCGGAAAUCUGAGUCAGUUUAUUAUGCUGCAACAGAUGUGGUAAUUCUUAGAUUCAUGGUUGAGGUCUGCUGGGCUCCUAUGUUGGCUGCCUUCAGUGUUCCACUUGACCAAACUGAUGAUGAAGUGGUUAUUUCUCUGUGUCUUGAAGGGAUUCGUUAUGCUAUCCAUGUAACUGCCGCAAUGUCUAUGAAGACCCAUAGAGAUGCUUUUGUGACUUCACUGGCGAAGUUUACUUCCCUCCACUCUCCUGCUGAUAUCAAGCAGAAAAACAUAGAAGCAAUCAAGGCAAUAGUGACAAUAGCAGAUGAAGAUGGGAACUACCUACAAGAAGCUUGGGAGCAUAUUUUGACAUGUGUUUCCCGCUUUGAGCAUCUACAUCUCUUGGGAGAGGGUGCUCCUCCAGAUGCCACUUUCUUUGCUUUUCCUCAGAAUGAAUCAGAAAAAUCAAAGCAAACCAAGUCCACUGUCCUUCCUGUUUUAAAAAAGAAGGGCCAAGGGAAGAUGCAGUAUGCAGCUGCUGCCGUGUUGAGAGGUUCAUAUGAUAGUGCUGGUAUUGGUGGGAAUGCUUCUGGGAUGGUUACAUCAGAACAGAUGAACAAUUUGGUUUCUAACUUAAAUAUGUUAGAACAAGUUGGAGACAUGAGCCGCAUAUUCACACGGAGUCAAAAGCUAAACAGUGAGGCAAUUAUAGAUUUUGUUAAGGCUCUUUGCAAGGUCUCUAUGGAGGAAUUGCGAUCCGCAUCUGAUCCUCGGGUUUUCAGCCUCACAAAGAUGGUUGAAAUUGCGCAUUAUAACAUGAACCGCAUCAGGCUUGUGUGGUCUAGCAUCUGGCAUGUACUCUCUAAUUUCUUUGUGACAAUUGGCUGUUCUGAAAACCUGUCUAUUGCAAUUUUUGCUAUGGAUUCUCUGCGUCAAUUGUCAAUGAAGUUCUUGGAGCGAGAAGAGCUGGCUAAUUAUAAUUUUCAGAAUGAAUUUAUGAAACCUUUCGUCAUUGUUAUGCGUAAAAGUAGUGCAGUUGAGAUUCGAGAAUUAAUCAUCAGAUGUGUCUCCCAAAUGGUUUUAUCUCGUGUCAAUAAUGUCAAAUCUGGAUGGAAGAGUAUGUUCAUGGUCUUCACUACGGCAGCUUAUGAUGACCACAAGAAUAUUGUACUCUUGGCCUUUGAAAUAAUUGAGAAGAUUAUUCGCGAUUACUUUCCGUACAUUACUGAGACUGAAACCACUACUUUUACUGAUUGCGUAAAUUGUCUAAUUGCAUUCACAAAUAGUAGAUUCAACAAAGACAUUAGCCUCAAUGCUAUUGCUUUUCUUCGGUUCUGUGCAACAAAACUCGCUGAGGGAGGUCUUAGUUCCUCAUCAAGAAAUAAGGACAAGGAUGCAUCUGGAAAAGUCUCUCCGUCUUCUCCUCAAGGAUGGAAAGAAGGAAGACAAGAUAAUGGGGGAAUGCCAGAUAAGGAUGACCAUCUUUAUUUCUGGUUCCCUUUAUUGGCCGGUUUGUCCGAACUUAGCUUUGACCCUAGGCCUGAAAUCAGGAAGAGUGCCUUACAAGUGCUAUUUGAAUCUUUACGUAACCAUGGUCAUCUUUUCUCUCUACCUUUGUGGGAAAAGGUGUUUGAAUCAGUGCUAUUUCCAAUAUUUGACUAUGUGCGCCAUGCUAUUGAUCCUUCGGGGGACAGUCCACCAGAGCAAGGGAUUGACAGUGAAACAGGCGAGCUUGAUCAAGAUGCCUGGAUGUAUGAGACAUGCACAUUGGCACUCCAAUUAGUUGUUGAUCUUUUUGUCAAGUUUUAUGACACUGUCAAUCCUCUCUUGAAGAAAGUUUUGGUGCUUCUAGUCAGUUUUAUUGGACGACCUCAUCAAAGCCUUGCUGGCAUAGGUAUUGCUGCAUUUGUGAGAUUGAUGAGCAAUGCAGGGGAUCUCUUUUCUGAUGAGAAGUGGCUAGAAGUGGUUUCAUCAUUAAAAGAAGCAGCCAAUUCAACUCUUCCUGAUUUUUCUUUCAUUCUUAGUGGAGAUAGCAUCGUGGCAAACCUAGACUCUUCUUCUAGUAGAGAAGAUCAUGGAGGGUCUGGGAGGCCUGAUGAUGAAUCAGAGAGACUAAGGACAAACCAUCUCUAUACUGGCUUAGCUGACGUUAAGUGCCGAGCUGCUGUUCAGCUUUUAUUGAUUCAGGCGGUGAUGGAGAUUUACACCAUGUAUCGGACUCACCUUUCAACGGAUAACACAUUAAUCCUCUUCAAUGCUUUGCAUGAUUUAGCAUCACAUGCUCACAAAAUUAACACUGAUACCACUUUACGGGCAAGGCUACAAGAGUUUGGCUCCAUGACGCAAAUGCAAGACCCUCCACUGUUACGUAUUGAGAAUGAAUCUUACCAAAUCUGCCUUACAUUCUUACAGAAUCUUAUAGAGGACAGGCCUCCAAGAUUUGAUGAGGUGGAGGUAGAGUCCCACGUUGUGGAACUUUGCAAGGAGGUUCUACAGUUCUAUAUUGAAGCCGCUAGCUCUGGGAAGAUAUCUGAAUCAUCUAAUGGACAGCAGCACCAUUGGCUGAUUCCUCUAGGUUCUGGGCGACGGAGAGAAUUGGCUGCACGUGCACCGCUUAUUGUGGCAACUCUCCAGGCCAUCUGUUGCUUGGGAGAGACUUCAUUUGAACACAACUUGUCUCAUUUCUUCCCACUGCUUGCAACCUUGAUAAGUUGUGAACAUGGGUCUGAUGAGGUCCAGAUUGCCCUCAGUGACAUGCUCAGCUCAUCAGUCGGUCCCGUUCUGCUCCGAUCAUGUUGAGCCGGUGAGAUAGCACCAUAAAAUUUGAUAUGUAUGAUAAUUUGUGCCCCAAUUCUUGUAGUUUCAUCUUCCUUUUUUAAUCAUUUACGGAAAUAUAGUCUGGUAGUGUAUGAAGAGUUAGCAAUGUUUUGGAUUGGUUGAUUAGUGUUUCUAAAUCUUCUGUAGUCUAUUUGACAAUAGAGCUCCAAUAGAAUUUAUACAUCUCUUCAGGAGUUUUGCUGUUGUAUGCCAGUCACAUUGUUCUACCGUCUUUGAUAAAUGAAAUUGUUUCUAUGGAAAGUGGCCUUCUGUGAAUACAUAUACACUUUGUAUU